Messenger RNA from Salvia hispanica, 2660 nucleotides. The record is from RefSeq and is a predicted model, not a curated record. Lineage: Eukaryota; Viridiplantae; Streptophyta; Magnoliopsida; Lamiales; Lamiaceae.
CUUCCCUGUGUCUCUUAUCCAAAGGAGUCAUUAAAUGCACAUUGCCCACUACUCCUUUUGCGUGCUUUCAGUCUCCUGAAUUCGAUGGCGUCUGAUAGCAAGAGCAAUAACGCCACCACCCACCACAAACCCAUGUCUUCAAGACUCCACCAGCAACAACAAUUAGUGUCCACAAUGAUCAAGCAGGGCUUCAUCUCCGACCCCUUCCUCUCCCCCUCUCGCCUCACUCCUCUCUCUCCUACCCCUCACCACCACCACCACCACAGCCCUACCCUCUUCGAGAUCAUGUCGGCCGACCCAAAUCCCGCCCUCGAAGCCCGCAAGAAGCUCCAAGAAAGGGUCUCCGCCGCCCUCUCCCAGGCCCCCUUCAAUAUCUCCAACCAAUGGGGCCCUGCCGACGUCACCCUCACAGUAGCGGGCCGCGCGGAGCCCGAUGCGCCGCCCUUCCGGGUCACCCUCGAUGUCCACCUACGCGUCUUGGCCGCCAAAAGCCGCUUCUUUUCCGACAAACUUCGCCGGAGCGGGACCCACUCUGUCGAGAUUCUCGAGUGCGAUGACGUGGCCGUCUAUGUGGAGGCUGUCGUCCUCAUGUACUCUGCCGAAUUGAAGACCAAGCUCCUCGGCAUGGAGGUCUCCAAGAUCUUGGCCCUUUUGAAGAUAUGUUGUGCAAUUAUGUUUGAGGAUGGGAUUAGGGCAUGUUUGGAGUAUCUGGAAGCAGUGCCAUGGUCUGAGGGAGAAGAGGAGAGUGUUGUUUCGCAUCUAAAUCAACUCCAGAUUGAUUGUUCAAGAGCAGAAACUGUGCUACAGAGAGUGGUAGCCGACCCUUCAACAUCUUCAAGGCUGGAGAGUGUCUUCUUGAAAUUGUCAUUAGGUGUCUUGCAGGCCAAAGAUGAAAAGGCCCGUAGAGAAAUGAAAGGGUUUAUAUCUCGACUGCUAAAAGAAGAUGAUAAGGAUGGCCUUGAUAUCUCAAGAGAUGUAUUGUAUCAGCUUUGCCACAGGUGCCUAGGCUCUCUUGUUCUGUGCUUAUCUGGAACCACUGGCUUGGAUGAAAGCAGGCAAGACCGAGGAGCUAUAAUGGCUGAGAUUUCUCGAGAAGCUGAGAAUAUGCAGUGGAUUCUUGGCAUCCUUAUAGAGAGAAACUUGGGGGAAGAGUUUGUGGACUUAUGGGCUGACCAGAAGGAACUAGCACUUCUUCACUCCAAGAUACCUACUAUGUAUCGCCACGAAAUAAGCAAGAUCACUGCCCAACUCUGCAUUUCUAUUGGGAGAGGGCAGAUUCUAGUGCCUAAGGAGACUAGGUUUGCCUUGCUGUCGACUUGGUUGGAAGCUCUUUACGACGAUUUUGGUUGGAUGAGAAUAGGGGGGAAACCUGUUGAUAGGAAAUUGAUUGAGGAGGGGCUUAGUCAAACAAUUCUUACUCUACCACUGCCUCAACAACAAUCGGUUUUGGUUAAGUGGUUUGACAGGUUUCUUAACAAGGGCGACGAUUGUCCCAAUAUUCAGAGAGCGUUUGAAAUCUGGUGGAGAAGGGCUUUUGUGAAACAAUAUGCAAUUGAGUCGCAAUUGCAGCUAGCUGUCUGUGAUAUUCCAGACUGAUGGAUAGCAAAGAGAGAUUGGCUGAGAUCAGUCAUUAAAAGCGAGCUGUGAAAUAAUAGCCUCACUUUUGAGAGGCUAAGAAGUCUUGUGACUGUCUCUCAUACUUGAAAUUAGCCUUCUUGGAGUCAUCUGCAGACCAAAUGAAGAUCCCAUGAAGCUUCCCCUGCUUGCUCAGUUCGCUGCAGGCAUCGAAGAACCCAUUUUGAGGGGAUAGCCCGCCACUCCCGUCAGUCCCAAAACUCACCAGAACUUUGCCUCCUUUGUAGUUAGAGCUUUGUUCGUCGAAAUACUUUAGAAACUGAGAAACAGUGGUGCUCCUUGGAUAGGCGUAGAACUGGAAAUUCACGUAGUCGAUGAGAUGGCCGUACUUUUUCCACAGAGCUAGAUAGUACGGCUGGACAGAAUCAUCUUCAUACGGUGCUAUGGAGGUGAAGGAGACGAUCUUGUUCUGUUUCAGGUAGAAGAUAAGUUGCCCGAUACACUCGGCAAAUGUAUCAGGAUCUGAACCGAAGUGUUCGUAAUCUAUAUCGAUUCCAUCUAAACUGUAAGUUGUGACUAUCUCAGUUAUGGAAUGAAUUGCAUUUGCAACCCAGCUCUUGACUGAGUUAGGAUGAAAGUAGACUGGUUUGUUGUGGCCAAUGGUGUCACCUCCAAGGCUCAUGCCUACUCGAACAUUUGCAUGCUUAGCUUUGAUCGCAGACACCUGAGACGGGCUGAGGUUCUUCGUGUCCCAGUAGACUCGGAAAUCACCGUUCGUGGGAGUCGGGUGGGCUCCAUCCGUGUAGUCGAUGGCGAAGGAGAGGAGGAAGUGGAAGUCGAUGCUGGGGUUGAUCGGCACAUCUGUGAAUCUCACUUUGGUGUCCUCAGCUCCGAUGUAUUCUCGGAAGAGCUUCUCCGGCUGUGCUGCUCCGAUCGUCGGGAGAUUGAAGAACAGAGAGUGGAGAGGAAGAAAAAUGAAGAGAAGAGCAAAUUUACUUAACAUUUUUUUCUUCGAUUUUUGUGGUGUGUGUGUGGAUAUACAAAUAAGGCAUAUUUAUGCUAUGUGAAAUUGGAUUUUGGUGUGA